Messenger RNA from Manis javanica (Malayan pangolin), 2535 nucleotides. It is a transcript of the gene TMEM229A, whose product is annotated as transmembrane protein 229A. The record is from RefSeq and is a predicted model, not a curated record. Lineage: Eukaryota; Metazoa; Chordata; Mammalia; Pholidota; Manidae.
AAGCAGGGCCGGGCCUCCUCCCCGACCCCCGUGGGAGUCAGCGCGGAGGGCUGCUGGGUCGGGGGGGAGAGGGGCUGCGGAGAAGCCAGAGGUCGAGACAGGCGGAGCGGGGCAUGGGGAGAGCCGCGAGAAGGGGCGUCGCUGCUCCCGUUACGCUUCCAGAGCCUGCAGCAGUGGCGCCGGGGCUGAGCCGCGGAGGACAGGGGGUUGGCAGCAGCUUCUGCUUUUCUCCUCGCAGCCCCGGCGCCACUGCCCCUCGCCGGGCCACGCCGCCCGAUAGGCCGCACAGGGUGAGCGCCGGCGCGGGCCGGCAGCACCUCGCCCCGGACUGGAGGGGAGCGCGCGGCGGGGCGGCGGCGGGGGGACUCCGCGAGCCGGGCGGUCCGCGCGUCCCCCGAGCGCGCCAGGUCCGGCAGCCCCCGGGCCGCGGCCGGAACGGAGCUCCCUGCGCACCCCCCGGGGGCCGGCAGCGGCCGGGAGGCGGCGCGGGACUCGGCCCCUCGGUCCCGCAGCUCCGCGCACCCGGCGGCGGCCCCGCGGGCUCGUGCGCCGGGGCAGCCUCGGAGCCCAUGGCGGGCGGCGAGGCGGGCGGCGCGGUGCGGCGGCCCGGGGCCCCCGGCGGGCGUGGGGGAGAGGCUGCGGCCGGCAGCCCUGAGCUGCUGUCCAUUGCUGAAGCGCCGGCCGCCGCCGCGGCGCUGCCCGCCUGGAUGCGCCUCUACUUCUACGGGAUGCACGGGAUCACCCUGGACGUGCUCGUGUCCUCGGCGCGGCGCUUCGCUCACAGCCCGGACCUCCGGAUGCUGGGCUUCUCCUCGCCCUACCGCUGCCUGCUGCACUCGCUCACCCACUUCGCCCUGGAGAAGGUCUACCUGCAGCAGCGGCGCUGCCCCAGCGCCUUCGUCUUCAAUUUCCUCCUCUACCCCUCGGCGCAUGUGGGGUUGCAGACCCUGGCGGGCCAGGCACUGCUGCUCGGCCUGGGCGCGUCGGGGGGCGCGGCGGCGCCGGGGACGCUGGACCUGGCGCUGCAGUACGUGCUGGCGCUCUACCACGGCCGUGUGUUCCUCAAGCGCUUCCUGCGCCUGCGGUACCAGCCGCACGGGCAGCGGCCGGGCGCGCACCCCGCCCUUCCCGGCGCCCGGGCCCCUGCGGCUGCAGGUGGCCGGCGGCGACGGCCCCGUGGCACCAGGGGCGUCGGGGGCGCCCCAGCCCAGGGGCUGCCGGAUCUGCUCCGCUUUCUUUUCUUCGGAAUGCACGGCUUUUUGGAUGAGAUCUUCUUCACCUUCUUUUUUAACGUACUGGGGCGGGGGGAGGGGGCAACCAGUGGCCACACGUCCCUCUGGUCCUUCUUUAUGUACGGCAGCUGCAGUUUCGUGGUGGAAAAGCUCUACUUCCACCUGCACUACAGCCGUGGCUGGGGCACCUGGAAGCGGGUGCCUAUCUACGUUGUCUUCGUCUACGCGUGGGAGCUGUCCUGGGGUCUGGGACUCCGCACGUGCGGGGCCUGUUCCUGGGACUAUUCCCACUACCCGCUCAAUUUCAUGGGGCUCAUCACCCUGAUGUAUUUGCCUGGUUGGAUAUUCCUUAGUGUAUACCAGGACCUACUUUCAAACGUGUUGUGGCGGGUGCAGUACGUACCAGUUAACUAAGAUUCAAAAAAAGAAGAAAAGAAAAGAAAAAGUCACUGGAUUCUCACGAAUGAAUGGGAUUAAGUUUUACAAGUUUAAAACGGAGUGGGGUUUUUUUUUAUCCUUUUAAUUUUUAUACGUUUUACUAAACUCUUCCAACAUGUUUUAUUCAACAUUUUAGUUUUUCUAACAAUUUGGAAUCUAUGCAUAGUACACUAGUUUGAAAUAUUACUGGAACUGUAACUCAAAGUACUUAACUUCUCAAUAUUUUAAAACCGUUACGUGCCCAAACAGUAAAACCAUUUCACCUUAACAUCAGAAGCUGUAGUAUUCACUUAUUUGGGCAAUUUUUUUUUUUCUAGCGAGGAAUUAUUUCAAAUCAGAUUAGUAAUUUUUACAGGAUUUGGCAAAAUUUUCUGAUUCAUUAUUUCCUUUUUAAUCCAAUUUCAUUUUAAUAUAUUUGCCAUAUUUAUCAGUAACUGCUGAAACUCAGUGUCUUGUACCACCCAAAUUAGUUAAUUCUUAAAGUGCCUCUGUCUAGCACACAAGUGAUAAGAAACCGACAAAUGUGAAAACAAUCCUAUGAAUUGAUUUUUAAAUAUGAAAUCUUUUCUAGCAACUCAGACAAGUGACACUGAAGAUAUUUAUCUCCAUCCCGGAAAUGACUCCUUUCCAAUGUGGGUUAGCCUUAAACGCCAAGUGUAUUAACGUUGAUCAGAUCCUGUGUUACCUAUCGCUGUAAAUUUUUGUUGCUGUGCAAUAAUGUAAAUGGUUUACCUUACUUGUUAAAGGGCCAAGUGAAAUUUUACCACCCUCCGUAGUGCUCUAACCCUAAGGACCCAGUCUGCACAGAGCUUCAGGAGCAGAAACGGUUCCAUGGAAUAAAAUGAAUCUGAAUGCUCACCCUAAA